Messenger RNA from Phacochoerus africanus (Common warthog), 6675 nucleotides. It is a transcript of the gene AGO4, whose product is annotated as argonaute RISC component 4. Gene Ontology annotation, molecular function: protein binding; RNA binding. Bases 378 to 2963 code for a protein of 861 amino acids. Lineage: Eukaryota; Metazoa; Chordata; Mammalia; Artiodactyla; Suidae. The record is from RefSeq and is a predicted model, not a curated record. The transcript has 18 exons.
CCUGCCCUCCGCCGGGCUGGGUGGACCCGGCGUCCGGGGCCGCGCACGCCUCCUCCGCGAGCCAGGACCCCGGGCCGCGCGCGCCCCACAUCCCGCGCCCCCUCCCCGCCUGGCGGGCGCGCGCCCCGGCUCCCGCUCCCGCUGGCAGCGGCGGCGGCGGGGAUUGUUUUUGUUGUCGCUGAGGCCGGAAGAGCCGUGGGAGCCGAGUCCCUGUCCCCCGGCCGGGCGCCGCCGCCGCCCCCUGCCCAGCGCCCGCGUCUCCGCGGCGCCCCCCCAGCGCCAAUAUUCCGGAGAUCAAGCGUUACGCGGCGGCGGCGGCGGCGGGGCCCGGAGCGGGAGGCGCCGGGGACCGGGGCGAGGCGGCCCCCGCCGCCGCCAUGGAAGCAGUGGGACCCGGACCUCCAACUAGCCUGUUUCAGCCACCUCGUCGUCCUGGCCUUGGAACUGUCGGAAAACCAAUUCGACUGUUAGCCAAUCAUUUUCAGGUUCAGAUUCCUAAAAUAGAUGUGUAUCACUAUGAUGUGGAUAUCAAACCAGAAAAACGGCCUCGUAGAGUCAACAGGGAGGUAGUAGAUACAAUGGUGCGGCACUUUAAGAUCCAAAUAUUUGGUGAUCGGCAGCCUGGCUAUGAUGGCAAAAGAAAUAUGUACACAGCACAUCCACUGCCAAUUGGACGGGAUAGGGUCGAUAUGGAAGUGACCCUUCCAGGUGAGGGUAAAGACCAGACCUUUAAAGUGUCUGUUCAGUGGGUGUCAGUUGUGAGUCUUCAGUUGCUUUUAGAAGCUUUGGCCGGGCACUUGAAUGAAGUCCCAGAUGACUCAGUUCAAGCACUUGAUGUUAUCACAAGACACCUUCCCUCCAUGAGGUACACUCCAGUGGGUCGCUCCUUUUUCUCACCUCCUGAAGGUUAUUACCAUCCUCUGGGAGGAGGUAGAGAGGUUUGGUUUGGCUUUCAUCAGUCUGUGAGACCUGCCAUGUGGAAUAUGAUGCUCAAUAUUGAUGUAUCUGCAACUGCUUUCUACAGGGCUCAGCCUAUCAUUGAAUUCAUGUGUGAGGUUUUAGACAUUCAGAACAUCAAUGAACAGACCAAACCUCUAACAGACUCCCAGCGUGUCAAGUUUACCAAAGAAAUCAGAGGUCUUAAAGUUGAGGUGACCCACUGUGGACAGAUGAAACGCAAAUAUCGAGUUUGUAAUGUGACUAGACGGCCAGCCAGUCAUCAAACUUUUCCCUUACAGCUAGAAAACGGUCAAGCUAUGGAAUGUACAGUAGCUCAAUAUUUUAAGCAAAAGUAUAGUCUGCAGCUGAAAUACCCCCAUCUUCCCUGUCUCCAAGUAGGACAAGAACAAAAGCAUACAUACUUGCCACUUGAGGUCUGUAAUAUUGUGGCAGGGCAGCGAUGUAUAAAGAAGCUCACGGACAAUCAGACUUCCACGAUGAUCAAAGCCACAGCACGAUCCGCUCCUGACAGACAGGAAGAAAUCAGUAGACUGGUGAAGAGUAACAGCAUGGUGGGUGGACCUGAUCCAUACCUUAAAGAGUUUGGUAUUGUUGUCCACAAUGAAAUGACAGAGCUCACAGGCAGGGUCCUUCCAGCACCAAUGCUGCAGUAUGGAGGCCGGAAUAAAACGGUAGCCACACCCAACCAGGGUGUCUGGGACAUGCGAGGAAAGCAGUUUUAUGCUGGCAUUGAAAUUAAAGUUUGGGCAGUUGCUUGUUUUGCGCCUCAGAAACAAUGUAGGGAAGAUUUACUAAAGAGUUUCACUGACCAACUCCGUAAAAUCUCUAAGGAUGCAGGAAUGCCCAUCCAGGGUCAACCAUGUUUUUGCAAGUAUGCCCAAGGUGCAGACAGCGUGGAGCCCAUGUUUAAACACCUGAAAAUGACAUAUGUGGGCCUACAGCUAAUAGUGGUUAUUUUGCCUGGAAAGACACCAGUAUAUGCGGAGGUGAAACGUGUUGGAGAUACCCUCUUGGGUAUGGCUACACAGUGUGUCCAGGUAAAAAAUGUCGUGAAGACUUCACCUCAGACCCUUUCUAACCUUUGCCUGAAGAUAAAUGCAAAGCUUGGAGGAAUCAACAAUGUGCUUGUACCUCAUCAAAGGCCUUCAGUGUUCCAGCAGCCUGUCAUCUUCCUGGGAGCAGAUGUCACGCACCCCCCAGCAGGGGAUGGGAAGAAGCCUUCCAUCGCCGCUGUUGUUGGCAGUAUGGAUGGCCACCCCAGCCGGUACUGUGCUACUGUUCGGGUGCAGACCUCUCGCCAGGAGAUCUCCCAGGAGCUCCUCUAUAGUCAGGAGGUAAUCCAGGACCUCACUAACAUGGUUCGAGAGCUGCUGAUUCAGUUCUACAAAUCCACACGCUUCAAACCCACUCGGAUCAUCUAUUACCGUGGAGGGGUAUCCGAGGGACAGAUGAAACAGGUAGCUUGGCCAGAACUAAUAGCAAUUCGAAAAGCAUGUAUUAGCUUGGAAGAAGAUUAUCGGCCGGGAAUAACCUAUAUUGUGGUGCAGAAAAGACAUCACACAAGACUCUUCUGUGCAGAUAAAACAGAAAGGGUGGGGAAAAGUGGCAAUGUACCAGCAGGCACUACUGUGGACAGCACCAUCACACAUCCAUCUGAGUUUGACUUUUACCUCUGUAGUCAUGCAGGAAUUCAGGGAACCAGCCGUCCGUCACAUUACCAGGUCUUGUGGGAUGACAACUGCUUCACUGCAGAUGAGCUCCAGUUACUAACUUACCAGCUGUGUCAUACUUAUGUGCGGUGCACACGCUCAGUCUCUAUUCCAGCCCCUGCCUAUUAUGCCCGGCUUGUAGCAUUCAGGGCACGGUAUCAUCUGGUGGAUAAAGAUCACGACAGUGCGGAAGGCAGUCACGUGUCAGGACAGAGCAACGGCCGAGAUCCUCAGGCCUUGGCUAAAGCCGUGCAGAUCCACCAUGAUACCCAGCACACGAUGUAUUUUGCCUGAGAGUCUCAGAAAAAGAACUCAACCAAUUGACACCCCAUGCAGCCUCAAAAUGUUUCAAAUGCCUACCGCCUCUAGAGAGAGCCAAGCUGACUUCAGGUGGUCUUCUACCAGCAAUUCGGAAUGGUUGCACUGAAUCUAUACUUCACAGCACUGUCUGAUGCAUCAACAAAAUUGAGCCAUUUUUUUUAAAGUAAUAGAUACUCAUAGAUUGUCUUUUCUGAUGCACUGGACUGAAUUUUUACCUCAUCAUGCAAAGGCUGAUCAGCCUGAACUUUCUAAAGGACUUUACAAGAAAGGUUUCUAUGGACUAUUUUGCUAGCUGUGGUGUUCACCGCAUCCUUCUAGUCUUACAAGAGAGGAUUAUUCCUUUUUUCUGUAUUCAUCGAGUGGGGUAUGUGCAUAAAUGGGAGAGAAAAACCAAACAGUCUACUUCGGUUCAGUGUAACUAUUUAAUUGUGUGGGUCCAUAGACUUUUUAAUGGAGAUUUCUGACUUCACCACUGUAAAUGCCUUUAAUGAGCAUUAAUUUUUGAAAGUUUUACAGAGUUUUAUUAGUUUUACUACUUUAUCUAUUGAUCUCUACAGACUUGUGCUGGUGUAAGUACAGGCUGCCAGGCAAAUUGCACUAUAUUCGGCUGCAGAUUCAGGCAGGCAGUUCUCUUAUUUGGUUGACUUUUGUGAAUGUGUAACACAGACAGAUGGAAUGCAUGUCACAGCGACAGAUAACACUGCCAUGGUCAAAGUACUCAUGUUUCCCCCUUUUUGAAAAAAAAAAAUUAGCUUUUAGUAUUUUUCAAAAGUGCCCAUUUUAUGCUGCUGUGUGGUUUGUUAGAUCUAAAUGAUUUUUAAACUUUUCUCAUAGAAAGUUAACUUUGGCAAUAAACAUUUUUUAAGGUCCCUUCUCUUCCUCCUCCUGACAAUGUAGUUUUUUAGAUGAGAUUUCAGUAUGAUUUUUAUCAGCUAUUUCUUAUAGAUCAUAGUCUGGCAAUUUCUGAACCUGGUCAGAAAAGACAUAUAUUUCCAUGCCUUUUUUAAAAAUUAUUUUUAUCUGUUUUAUAGUCACAGUUGAUGUCCUGUCACUUUGUUUUAAAAUAAGCUAGAACCAGGAUGCUUCCUUAUUGGAUAGGCUUUGCCAUCCUUAAGGUACAUUGAGUGAUGCUGCAACUUGCAAAAAUGUACCAGCAUUUAAAACUUUUUUUUCCUGGGAAUCAAGGUUACUCACAGAAUUACUUGCAGUGCAAAAAUUUUGCUUCUCUUUCAACCUGAAAUGUAUUUGGUGGAGGUUCCUUCCUUUUAUUAAACUGAAACUACAUAGAAAAGGUUGAUUUUUCUUAAUAGAUUCUGGAUUCCGUUCACAGGGAGACAGGAUUCCUUUCUUGUCCAAACAAAGGGAGUUGAUCUAAAAGCAAGCAUCAGUUAAAAUGUAGGGGGAAAUGUAUUUUGUAUUUAGUGUAGAUAAUACUUUGUGAAUGGACAACAGUUACAUAGAGUCUUGAUAGUUCCAGCCAGUGUUUCCCAGCCCAAUUUUUACUGACUUAGAAUUCUCUGUCCUGGAACCUCAGGAGUGAGAGCUGGAAAGAGAGAUUAAAGUCCCAGAGCCACUCCAUAUGGCUGGGGGGAGAGAUAGACACGAUGUGGUCAAUUGAUUUUGCCACCUCUGUCUGGAAACUGCUGGUGGGGGAAACACUGGAUCUAAUGGUGAAGGAUGUUUGCUCGAACUCAUUAGCCAGUCCAAAUCUCUUAAACUAGCCUUCUCAAAAUCCCAGCAAUAUAAAGCACUGUUUUUCUUCAGUCUUUUAAAGAAGCUUGUAAAUACAUUAAAGUUUACAUUUCCAUGUGCUGUUGAUCAGCGGCGCCACCAGUGUUUGCUGAGACUGGUCUCUGAGAGUUUUAUAAUGUAUAUGGAGUCCUAAAGCUCAUUAAGAUACAAGCGCAGACCUCCUUAUUCUCUCCAUAGAGUGGGAUGAAAGCAAGCUCUGUAAUAGAGGCACAACAUAGGUGGGAGUGAAGAAGAUGGCAGAUGUUAAUUAAUUUCUUAAGGUUUUCCUUUUUUGCAAAUACCUCACUUGGACACUACAAAUCAGGACAUGUUGGUGAGGGGCUGGCUGCUGCUUUUUAUUCAUACUUGUUCAGGGAGAGCACAGAAAAUACCCUUCAGCUUGGCCACCCUGGACUCAAGAGAAGGAAAAAUGGAAGCUUUUUUUUAGGAGAAGAAGGACUUGCUGGAGUCCAGGCUGUGAAGAACUCUUGGUGGCUGGCUGGCUGGCCAGCAGGCACCACAUCUGCAUUUGAGUGCCUCAGACUUGCUUGUUAACAAUGCACAGAAGAAGUGUCACUUCUCACUAUCUCCUGGCAUGUAUGGAGCAGGGAGUGAGGCGGAAUGCCAGGAAGCCCUGACUCGCUUGCCUGCAGUUGGGCUAUCCGCUGGACCUUGAACUGUAGUUUGUAUGACCUCAGUCAGUCCAAGUGCACUGGGGCAAAUCAGCAUUGUGGUGGAGGAAAAGCCGGGAGGCCUAUUUUUCUAGGAAAACAGUACCUUUAAGGGUGCAAUGCUGUCAUUUUGGACAAACGAAAAGAAAUACAGAAGAACUAGGAUUGUUGGAAAACACUUGCUGAGGGGUGAAUCUUUAAAAGGUAAUCACUGCUGAACCAGAGUUGCAACAAUACUACUUCGAGCAAAUCUGAAUGCAGUUUUAAUUUGGCUUGACAAUGUGAACACAGUAGCCCCUUGGGACUGACUGAAUCCUUAUGCAUGUGUCAAUCAAUGGGAGGUGUGCAUUCUCUAGAAGUAGCUUUAGGCUGUUGGGUUUUUUUUAAAUGCAGCCUAUUUAGGCACUGUCAUGUGGUGUGAAAGAUUUAAAUGUAGCAAUGCUAAAGAGUAACAAUUUGGGAAUAAGGGGCGGGGAUAUUAAAUGGUGAAGAUCCAAAUGUUGAACCAAUUAUGUUUUGUUGUUGUUGUUAGCUGUAAAGUGAACUAGCUGGCUUAAUACAGCCGGUUGUCUGGGCAGGCAGAACGUACUCAUUCUUACUGUAAAUUCUAUUUGCUGCUUCCAAAGGUGAUGAUUUACAAGCAGACAUAUUCUACAUGGUCUGUGUUUUAGGAUCUGGUGCCCAGGCUAUAUCAGAGCUUAUCUAGCUGGCUCAGCUACCUACCCAUCCUGUGGGAAAAGGUAAUCCACUGUUUAACAAGGCUCACCCUCUCUGCCCUGCUCUAGAGACCCUUUGUGAAUGUGCUGUAAGAUUUUCUUGCUCAAUAGCAAGGUGGUAGCUCUGCUUUCAUUUUAAGGAAGUGGAGACUGAGGGCAUUGUAUCAAUACUGCUUCAACUCCAAGGAUUUUUCCUUGUAAAAUUAAAGGGAAGAUCUUGUUAUAGAUUAACCAUUUUCUUAUCCCUUGCUAUUGACAUAUUCAUGCUCCUUCUACAUCUAGUGGCUAAAAAUGUUUGCAUUUGUUCAUUUGACUAAUGGUGUCAUUUUUUGUUUCUAUAUUGUUACGCCUGUAAUGUUUUCAAAUGUAUUUUAUUAAAUUUGGACUGGAUGUAUGUCUCUAGCAAUACGAGGUACUUGCUAAACUAUUAAGGGAGGGGUGGUAGCCCCAUGUUGAGAUAAGAUAAUGGUUGUUUAAGUUUCAAUUUUUUUUUUUUUUGGCCUGCAGGGAUAUUUUGUGUUCAUGUGUCCAAAAAAAGAAUAAAUUGGCAUUCUUGUGCCAAAUGUU